AUGAAAGCGUUUUGUUUUCUGGCUUCUAAACAAUCAAAAGAGCAUAUAGUCAAGAUGUACAAAAAGAGCUUCAAAAAUAUCUUCUUGCUUGACGUUUUGGAGCGCUUCCACCUAGUGGCGCUUGAUUCAAAUUUUGCGCAGCAAGCUACUAAUACAAGCUUGUGGGAUGUGCCAAAACCAAGUUGUGACCUUGAGAGGUCUAUCUAUGAAAGCUCUAGCCAUAGCUCUGGUCCAAAUAUACAAGAGAAAGACACUUUUCUGGUAGACUGGAACGGGCCAAAGGACUGUGAAAAUCCGUUGAAUUGGAGCCGCUUAAAAAAAGGAUUUGUGGUUUUCCAGGUCAUGCUGCUAACCUGCGCAACUUAUAUGGGUGCUUCGAUAUACACACCAGGCCAGGAAUACAUCCAACAUGAGUUUGGCGUAGGUCAUGUUGUCGGGACGCUAAAUUUAUCCUUGUAUGUGCUGGGAUAUGGGUUAGGACCUAUAGUUUUCUCGCCGCUCUCGGAGGUUGCUAGCGUUGGAAGGCAGCAGAUAUAUAUUGUUACUUUGUUUUUUUUCAUGUUGUUUCAAGUUGGAGCUGCAACAGUUAAGAAUAUUGGCGGGCUUUUGGUAAUCCGCUUUAUUUCCGGUGUUUUGUGCUCGCCGUCAUUGGCAACUGGCGGUGGUACUAUGGGGGAUAUUAUAAAACCCGAAAUUGUGUCGGUUUUCAUUGGGCUCUGGGCUAUAGGUGCAGUUGCGGCACCUGUUGUUGCGCCGCUGCUCGGCGCGGCAAUGGUUCAAGCUAAGGGUUGGAGAUAUGAUUUUUGGCUCCUAAUGUGGAUUAGUGCUGCAACAUUAAUAUUACUUGUGGUAUUUUUUCCAGAAACCCAGCAUCAAAACAUUUUACAUCGGCACGCUGUGCGCGUUAGAAAAGAGACAGGUGAUCUAAGAUAUUAUACUAGGCAAGAGCGUGUAGAUGCUGAAAUUAAAGCUACAUCGUUUAUGAAGGAACUAUUCGUUAGACCAUUUUUGAUAAUGGCGCUAGAGCCCGCAGUUCUUGCCUUUGACAUUUACAUUGCCGUGUGUUAUGGCGCUUUUUACUUGUUUUUCGAGGCUUUUCCCUUGGUUUUUAUUGGAAUUUACAAUUUUACCUUAGUUGAAAUGGGUCUUGCAUUUUUGGGAUUUUGCAUAGGGUGUCUGUUAGCCUACGCAGCUUUGCUAGUUUAUCUGGCAAAAUACAUUGGGCCUAAGUUCAAAAAUAACACAUUUACCCCGGAAGAUUUUUUACCACUCUCCAUGGCUGUUUGUUGGGCAUUACCACUCUCCUUAUUUAUGUUUGGCUGGACAGCUAGAGUUCACUGGAUAUUACCUAUAAUUGCAGAGGUAUUUUUUGUGAUAAACGUUUUCAAUCUGUUUCAAUCUGCUUUUGCUUAUCUCGCCUUCUGUUACCCACGCUACCUAGCUUCAGUAUUUGCGAGCAACGGGUUCUGUCGAUCUGUUUUUGCAUGCGCAUUUCCUCUAUUUGGAAGAGCAAUGUAUGAAAAGCUUGGUAGUGAGGAAUAUCCAGUAGCAUGGGGUUCAUCUCUUAUAGGAUUUUGUUCUAUCGGUUUAGCAGUCAUCCCGUUUUUCUUUUAUAAAUUUGGUCCUAGAAUGCGGGGCAAAUCUCGAUAUGCCAACUAA
Molecule: messenger RNA, 1659 nt
Organism: Lachancea thermotolerans CBS 6340
Lineage: Eukaryota; Fungi; Ascomycota; Saccharomycetes; Saccharomycetales; Saccharomycetaceae
Product: MFS transporter
Exons: 1
Coding region: 1-1659 (552 amino acids)
Biological process (GO): xenobiotic detoxification by transmembrane export across the plasma membrane
Cellular component (GO): membrane
Molecular function (GO): fluconazole transmembrane transporter activity; xenobiotic transmembrane transporter activity
Source: RefSeq, a predicted model, not a curated record